AACCCUAUUAUAUUUACACAAUUUGAUUCCAAAAUGAAAUUACCACCAAGAACCCCGACAUUUAGUUCGUAAUCAGUUGAACGGAAAAGAUGGUUGCGAUGGAACCCAGUUUGGAGGACAUAUUGGAGGAGAAGAAGCGAGUCAGAAACCCUCUUGUUCCUGUUGGUGCACUUAUGACAGCAGGAGUGCUCACCGCUGGCUUAAUUAGUUUCAGACAAGGCAAUUCUCACUUGGGUCAGAAGUUAAUGAGAGCAAGAGUGGUUGUCCAAGGUGCUACGGUGGCCCUCAUGGUAGGCACUGCUUAUUACUAUGGAGGUAAUCCAUGGAAAUCGAGCUAGACCAAAAUGCUUUUGAAUUCUUCUCGUUUGUUAUAUGAAUUCUCAUAAUGAUUGAAAUUAUUUACUUGAGGCCCUGAUGCAUCUCAGUUGUCUUUCAAUGUUUCUUUCUUCAAAUUCAAGGUAACACAUUGUUGCAGUCACAUUAUUGUACUCCCAAGGACUGAUUAUGUUUUAUAUGCUUAUGCUCAAAUAAAAUAACCUCAAAAAGAGUGUCUUUAGUUAA
Mangifera indica (mango) is the source of this 561-nucleotide messenger RNA. Its product is annotated as RING-H2 finger protein ATL48-like. The transcript has 2 exons. NCBI's taxonomy places the organism in Eukaryota, Viridiplantae, Streptophyta, Magnoliopsida, Sapindales, Anacardiaceae. The coding region runs from base 90 to 338 and encodes 82 amino acids. The record is from RefSeq and is a predicted model, not a curated record.